Messenger RNA from Oncorhynchus nerka (sockeye salmon), 7559 nucleotides. It is a transcript of the gene tmem163a, whose product is annotated as transmembrane protein 163a. NCBI's taxonomy places the organism in Eukaryota, Metazoa, Chordata, Actinopteri, Salmoniformes, Salmonidae. The transcript has 8 exons. Gene Ontology annotation, cellular component: synaptic vesicle membrane. The coding region runs from base 257 to 1111 and encodes 284 amino acids. The record is from RefSeq and is a predicted model, not a curated record. Gene Ontology annotation, molecular function: zinc ion binding.
GCUGAUAAUCAGAUCUCUCCUACACAAGUGAAACAAAACCUUAAUUUAGGAAUCUGCUCACGUCAGUUGAGAGGGAGGGGUUUGGGGUCUGUUGCUGCUGAUGCUGUGGUGUGGAUAUUGCGUUUAUCUUUCUUCUAGUCAUCGCUGCCUUCACUUCGUGCUUGUCAACACCGGCUGCAUUCGCGCCCUAGAUGGCUGCACUUUGCAGUCCUUUGUGAGAUUAUUUUCCCGACGAUUUUUGACCAAUAAGUAAACCAUGACUGACCCAACGACGCAAGAUUCAUUCCCGGUCCCGGAUCCCACAAUCGUGGAUCCUUCAGCUGUAAGAAACGGCGGAUGCGCUCCGGAGGCGAACCUAUCCAAAAGACCGAGUCAGGGCGAUCCUUUCAGUAUGGACCGGGACCAAGAGAUGAAAAUCACGGACAGUGUUGAGGGACAAGGUAGCCUGCUGGAAAGCAGCAUGCGACUAAAGCCCCACGAGGCUCAAAACUACAGGAAGAAGGCAUUGUGGGUGUCUUGGAUCUCCAUCGUGGUGACACUCAUCCUGGCAGUGGCAGCCUUCACUGUUUCGUUCAUGAGACACAGCGCAUCAGCAUUUGGAUUUGCAUUUGACGCCACGUUGGACGUGCUAUCUUCAAUUAUCGUGCUGUGGCGCUAUAGCAAUGCCGCAGCUGUCCACUCCGCCCAUAGGGAGUACAUAGCGUGCGUGGUCCUUGGGGUGGUCUUCAUCUUGUCCUCCCUGUGUAUUCUAGGAAAAGCAAUCCAUGACCUGGCCACCAAGCUGCUUCCAGAAGUGGAUGACUUCCUCUUCAGUGUGUCUAUUGUCAGUGGGAUUGUAUGUAUCAUCCUGGCUGUGUUCAAGUUCCUGCUGGGGAGAGUGCUGACCAGUAGAGCCCUCAUCACUGACGCUUUUAACUCCAUGGUGGGGGGCAUCAUGGGUUUCUCCAUCCUCAUCAGUGCUGAGGUGUUCAGACACCACCCUGACGUCUGGUACCUGGAUGGAUCCAUCGGCGUCAUCAUCGGACUCAUCAUCCUCGCUUACGGUGUCAAACUGCUCCUGGACAUGGUACCCCGGGUGAGACAAACCAGGAACUACGAACGCUUUGAGUGAACGCUCCUAGGACCAGGGUUACACCUGAUGCACCCCCUUCCCCUCCCCGCCCCUCCUCUCUUUCUAUCUCACACACACACACACACACACACACACACACACACACACACACACACACACACACACACAUAAGCACACACACACACACACACAUAAGCACGCACACAUAAGCACGCACACACACACACACACGCACACAUAAGCACGCACACACACACACACACACACACACACACACACACACACACACACACACACACACACACACACACACACACACACACACACACACACACACACACACAGGCCCUAGCCUGGAGAGACUCUGAGGGCAAAAUAGUAAAAGACAUUAUGAUGUUGUUGGCGUGUUGGCCAACCUCUCAAUCAAGGUUUUCCCACCUAGCCACCCCCUUCUAACUAUUUGUCUUUACCUCCUGUCCAUCAUUAUUACUAUCCAGAAAGAGGGAAUGAAGAGGUGAGAAAAAGGAUUACGAAGAGGCUGGCAUUAACGGCUGGUCCAGAGAGAUCAGCAUUUGUUUGCCAUGUGUAUCUGAACCCACUGCUGUUGCUAAGCGACCUAGAACCCCUGGCAUUUUGAGAGGCACAAGAUCCUUUUCAUAUUGCCCAAACCUUUUUUAUGUUCCAACCCUGAUUAGUAUAAACUUCUGUGACUUUCAAAAUCCCUAUGCAUUGUUAGAAUCUGAAUAAUUUAUAAUGGUGGAAUCAUGCCACUACUUUCUGCCCUUGUCUGUUUUCACAGAUCUCUAUGGUUCUGUGUGUGAGUCUCCAUUGCUCUUUGAGAUUAGAAGCUACAGUUGAAGUCCUAAAUUUACAUACACUUAGGUUGGAGUCAUUAAAACUCGUUUUUCAACCACUCCACAAAUUUCUUGCUAACAAACUAUAGUUUUGGCAAAUCGGUUAGGACAUCUACUUUGUGCAUGACACAAGUAAUUUUUCAAACAAUUGUUUACAGACAGAUUUUUUCACUUAUAAUUCACUGUAUCACAAUUCCAGUGGGUCAGAAAUGUACAUACACUAAGUUGAUUGUGCCUUUAAACAGCUUGGAAAAUUCCAGAAAAUAAUGUCAUGACUUUAGAUGCUUCUGAUAGGCUAAUUGACAUCAUUUGAGUCAAUUGGAGGUGUACCUGUGGAUGUAUUUCAAGGCCUACCUUCAAACCCAGUGCCUCUUUGCUUGACAUCAUGGGAAAAUCAAAAUAAAUCAGCCAAGACCUCAGAAAAAAAAACUGUACACCUCCACAAGUCUGGUUCAUCCUUGGGAGCAAUUUCCAAAAGCAUGAAGGUACCACAUUCAUCUGUACAAACAAUAGUGUGCAAGUAAAAACACCAUGGGACCACGCAGCCGUCAUACCGCUCAGGAAGGAGACAUGGUCUGUCUUUUAGAGAUGAACGUACUUUGGUGUGAAAAGUGCAAAUCAAUCCCAGAACUACAGCAAAGAACCUUGUGAAGAUGCUGGAGGAAACAGGUACAAAAGUAUCUAUAUCCACAGAAAAACGAGUCCUAUAUCGACAUAACCUGAAAGGCCGCUCAGCAAGAAAGAAGCCACUGCUCCAAAACCUCCAUAAAAAAGCCAGACUACGGUUUGCAACUGCACAUGAGGACAAAGAUCAUACUUUUUGGAGAAAUGUCCUCUGGUCUGAUGAAACAAAAAUAGAACCGUUUGGCCAUAAUGACCGUCGUUAUGUUUGGAAAAAGGGGGAAGCUUGCAGGCUGAAGAACACCAUCCCGACCGUGAAGCAAGAGGGUGGCAGCAUCAUGUUGUGGGGACAAUUAUGUGGAUAUAUUGAAGCAACAUCUCAAGACAUCAGUAAGGAAGUUCAUGCUAGGUCGCAAAUGGGUCUUCCAAAUGGACAAUGACAACAAGUAUAAUUCCAAAUUUGUGGCAAAAUGGCUUAAGGACAACAAAGUCAAGGUAUUGGAGUGGCCAUCACAAAGCCCUGAUCCUCAAUCCCAUUAAAAAUGUGUGGGUAGAACUGAAAAGCAGGUGCGAGCAAGGAGGCUUACAAACCUGACUCAGUUACACCAGCUCUGUCAGGAGGAAUGGGCCAAAAUUCACCCAACUUAUUGUGGGAAGCUUCUGGAAGGCUACCCGAAAUGUUUGACCCAAGUAAAACAUUUGAAGGCAAUGCUACCAAAUACUAUUUGAGUGUAUGUAAACUUCUGACCCACUGGGAAUGUGAUGAAAGAAAUAAAAGCUGUAAUAAAUAAUUCUCCGACAUUUCACUUUCUUAAAAUAAAGUGGUGAUCCUAUCUGACAUAAAACAGGGAAUUUUUACUAGAAUUAAAUGUCAGGAAUUGUGAAAAACUGAGUUUAAAUGUAUUUGCUAAGGUGUAUGUAAACUUCAGACUUCAACUGUAUGUAGCUAUAGUACAUAAGCAAGAUAUACAGAGUGGAAGUCUAGGUAGGUCUGUGAGCAGGUCACACAGCUGGAGUCAUAUAUUGUAAAUGAAUGUGCCCUCUGCAGUGCUUCUCCUUGCUUCUCCACUGACACGACCCAAGUGGGAGUAGAGGGCACAGAGAUAAAUCACACAUGUAUCUAUCCCUAUGGUAGAGGACUAUGUCUAGUCAGUCCCCUGCAGUCAUCCACUCUCUGGCUUGACAGAGAAACAAAGGAGAGAGAGGCCCAAACAGCAGGGCCAGGCCAGUAUCUGGAGAAGUGUGGCUGCCCAUAGAGCAGUGGUAAGAUAGAGAGUACUGUAUUGUACAUGCACAAAGCAAAGCACACCAGAGCAGACCAGACCUUGACUGUCAUGCAAGGGAGUGACUAGUUCACAAUCAAGGCUGACUUCAGGGUUGAGUGCAAAAAGCAAACUGUUGGUACAGUGUCAGUAAAAAAAAAAUAUAUGACAUUACAGUGUCACACUGAAAAGCUGAAAACAAAGCGCACAUGUUUUUCAAUCACUAUCCAGAUGGGAGCACUAAUUAUUGUUCCACUGUGAUCUAAACUAGAGAAUGGUUAGGAAGCUACAGUGAUAACGCUUGUCCCAGAUAGGCUUACCACACUGUUUUGUUCUAACAGUGUUCAAUCUUGUCAUAAUAAUGACUAUAUCCCCCCCACUACCUUGUCUGGGAUGACCAUGACGAUAUAAUUGAUAGUCAUAUGUUUCAGUGCCAUACAUGCUCAGAUUCCUAAACUAAGACAACAUUAUUAGCCAGCUUAUUUGCUUGGCAUGCCAUAUUUGUGUUUACAAUUAUAGAUUUAUCUGUCGGUAGAAGUUGAGAGAAAGACUGAGGGCAAGGUGUUUUCUCUUAUUUGUGAGACAGAAGUAACUGGUUCAGGUAGUGUAGUGUACGUAUGUAGUGAAUACUGAAUUGCAAAAUUGUACUCAUAAUUUUUUAAGCAAAAUUAGAAUUAUUAACGUUAAUGUCAUGUGGUAGCCAAUAGAUGUGAUUAUGUGCCAUGUUUUACAAUUACACUUAAUUCUAUGGGGAUACAUUCGAGUUCUUUUGCAAAAAUGUAAACAUCCCCACUUCAUCUGCCUGUCCUGACAGUAUGGACAAUUACCAACAUAGAGAUUCAAUAUUAUGUGACGCCAUAGAUCUUUAUACACACCAGUGAUCUGCUUCACAGCAUAUUGGAUCAUCAUUAAAGGCAAUGUCUUUUCUCUUACUGUUUACCUUCGCUUAAACCUCAUAGCAGUAAUGCCAGCACGUUUCGUGUAUACUGUACGUAAAUGAUUGUAAAUACAAAACAUGAAAUGUGUACAAAUGUUUAAUACACUAUUUAGAUAGAGGCUUCUAGCUGUAGCAAACCAAUAGGAAUAGCCAGACUUGACAGAUGAAUGGUUCUAGUGCUAUUUGUUCUUUUCUAAAUGGUAUAUUAUUAUUAGAUUAUAUUUACACUGUAAUUCUGCUCCGCUUUGAGUUGAUACACUGUAAACUUGUAAGGUGAUAAUUUUCUUUAUGUCUACAGUACCAUUCAAAAAUUUGGACACACCUACUAAUUCCAUUUUAUUUAUUUAUUUAAACUAUUUUCUACAUUGUGGAAUAAUAGUGAAGACAUCAAAACUAUGAAAUAACACAUGGAAUCAUGUUGUAAUCAAAAAGGUUCCCACAUAUGCUGAGCACUUGUUGGCUGCUUUUCCUUCACUCUGUGGUCCAACACAUCCCAAACCAUCUCUAUUGGUUUGAGGUCGGGUGAUUGUGGAGGCCAGGUCAUCUGAUGCAGCCCUCUAUCACUCUCCUUCUUGGUAAAAUAGCUCUUACACAGCCUGGAGGUGUGUUGGGUCAUUGUCUUGUUGAAAAACAAAUGGUAGUCCCACUAAGCGCAAACCAGAUGGGAUGGCGUAUCGCAGCAAAAUGCUGUGGUAGCCAUGCUGGUUAAGUGUGCCUUGAAUUCUAAAUAAAUCACUGACAGUGUCACCAGCAAAGCACCCCCACACCAUCCCACCUCCUCCUCCAUGCUUCUCGGUGGGAAACACAAAUGCGGGGAUCAUCCGUUCACCUACUCUACGUCUCACAAAGACACAUCGGGCCAUGAUUGGGAAUCCCAUAGGGCGGCGCACAAUUGACCCAGCAUCGCCAGGGUUUGGCCGGGGUAGGCCGUCAUUGUAAAUAGGAAUUUGGUCUUAACUGACUUGCCUUUUUUUUUACCUCUGGGUCUUCCUUUCCUGUGGUGGUCCUCUUUAGAGCCAGUUUCACCAUAGCGCUUGAUGAUUUUUGCGACUGCACUUGAAGAAAUGUUCAAAGUUCUUCAAAUUUUGCGGCUUGACUGACCUUCGUGUCUUAAAGUAAUGAUGGACAAUUCUUUUCUCUUUGCUUAUUUGAGCUGUUCUUGCCAUAAUAUGGUAUUUUACUAAGUAGGGCCAUCUUCUGAAUACCACCCCUAACCUGUCACAACAUAACUGAUUGGGUCAAACCCAUUAAGAUGGAAAGAAAUUCCACAAAUUAACUUUGAACAAGGCGCACCUGUUAAUUGAAAUGACUACCUCGUGAAGCUGUUUGAGAGAAUGCCAAAGCUGUUAUCAACGCAAAGGGUGGCUAGUUUGAAGAAUCUCAAAUAUAAAAUAUAUUUUUGAUUUGUUUAACACUUUUUUUGGUUACUACAUGAUUCCAUAUGUGCUAUUUCAUAGUUUUGAUGUCUUCACAAUUAUUCUACAAUGUAGAAAAUAGUAAAAAUUAAGAAAAACCCUUGAUUGAGUAGGUGUGUCCAAACUUUUGACUGGUACUGUAUAUCAAGGAUUGAGAGUGAUCUGUUCACAGCUCAUCUUUUCAACUCACCAACAGCACAGGCAUUUGUAUGGUCCCUUCCCCCACAAGAUGACAGUCUCAUAAGUCUUUAAUGACUCAAAAUGACAAAAGCACAGACCAUCCAAAUAAGCACAUAAAUAGGUGUUUCGUAUUAUUUGUAAUAGACAAAGAAAUUGUGUACUUACUAGAUUGUGCUCUGAUAAUGUAUAAUAAUACUACUAGUAUCAUUCCUGGUCUUACAUUGUUACAUUUUGUCCGUGUUUACUGCUUAGAAGUGUAGUAUAACACUCACAAUAACACUGACAAACUGUCUCAUCAGCUGAAUUUAUAGAUGGUGAAAAGGAUUGGAAAAUCAAAAUGGUACGUAUACUCUCAUGCCAGUCAGUGUAUUAAUUCCAGUGUAUGAUGUCAUACAACUGAGUUGUGCUGUGUAUAUUGUAAGGUGAACAUACUGUAGAUGUGAUAGAUUGACUGAUGCUAUAGGAGCAAUAUUGAUUUUGUAUUGACUUCACUGUAUGGAUGUGUAUUCUCCUAAAUGUUGCCAGAUGAUGUCUCGUAAAGCUGAAUUCUUGCUAAUCAUCUCUGUUACAGUAAGUCCCGAUUCAAAGCUGUGAAAUCAUUUCUAGAUAUGUGUUUAAGGAUGUAAAUGGCAGCAAUUCUCUUUGAAUGAAUUGGCCCAUGCGUUUGACUUCAUAAUAAGACAGACACAGGUAUACAAAUAAACACACUGGGAAGGUGGGGAAGCAGACACAAACACAAAAGCACAGUCUCACAGACAGUGUGCAAUCAUAGUGAUGCCUUCUACUAAUCAUUUAAUGAAGUUAUAUUAUACUAUAGCAAUACAAGCCACUGCUUAGCUUUGCUUGGACUGACACAAACCUCAUCUUUAAAAGUAACAUGCUUUUCAGCUUUUCUAAGAUGCACACACACACACACACACACACACACACACACACAUACACACACACACACACACUCACACACUCUCGCUCUCUCUCUCUCUCUCUCUCACUCUCUCUCUCUCUUCUUGACACAUCUUAAUGCAAAAUACGCCUGUGAAGAGUUUGAGGGUAGAAUUAUGUGUCUGAUUGUAAAUAUUUCAAUGGUAUUACAUAUGAUGUAAACACUAUGUAUAUUUAUGUAGGACACAUACAUUAUAUAUAUGACAAUGUGGACCUCUGUCACAGAGGAAACGUUUUAUUGAAAAAUAAAGUUUUAUCCUGCUCAUUCAUUAAAAA